GGGCGCAUUUGGAAGGACGGUGAUCUUGUGUGAUGAGAAAGCCAUACCUGAUGAAAUUCAGUGAGACAAUUUGCCGUAGGUUUAAAGUAUAGUAUCGGGCCAUGAAUUGGUAUGUCAGUUGAAAUGAAUUUGCCAGAAAAAACUUUACCGAUGAAGCAGGACAUGGAAAACAAAGAAAAUGCAGAUAGUUCCACAUGGGACCAAGUGACUUUUGCUCUGGAAAAAGGUUUAGCUUUUCCACCAUCCUUGAAUUCAUCUCUUAAAGUGAAGCAAACUACUGGAGCUAUAAACUGUAGCCCUGAUGCUAUUACAGCGUCUGCUGUUCCUAAAGUUGAGCCUGCUGAAACGAAGAACCAGCACAUGUCAUUCAGUCAGACCUUCUUACACAAGAAAAGUACAAAGGAUAGGCAGUUGAAAACAGCCACGCAGAAUUCUAGCGUACACCUUCCAGAGAGGCGUGUACUUGGCUCAUAUCGUGGCAAAAUUGUUUCAUCUAAGAUAAACUCCUUCAGAAAAGCAGUAGAGAACGAUGGGAGAAAGAACUCCUUAGCUGCUCCUGCUAAGCCAGUGGUAAAAACUGACCCCACAAAGGAUAGAGUUACUAACACAGUGAAUGCUUCUAAACCUGUAAGUAUGCCAUCACUUCAAACUAAGCCUCCCGUUAAGGUAUCGGUUGGCCAGCCUAAGCCCAUUCUGAACCAGGAGAAACCAUCAAUCAAGACUACAUCAGUGAAUAAAGAGGCUACCUGGAAAAUGCCCAGUAAGAAUUGGACGCCUGUGUUAAAAACAGUAUCUUAUAAUGCGCCUAACUCAGAACAAAGACUCAAGAAAGCUGUUCCACCUAGAAAUAGAAUAGGAGCUUUGGCAGGGUCGGUUUCUGAAACUCAUGGCACAAAGUGUGUGGUUACUUCCAAAACAGUUGGCAACAGGCAAAGUACUCUACACCAAUCUGCAGAAGCAAGAAGGACUCAACUGGCUGAAUGGCAGGCAUCUAAAGGGAAAGUGUUGAAGAAGCCACAUGCUCCAUUACAAACAGAUGCUCGGCAUACAAUAGAGCCACAGCAAACUGUAAAAGAACCGGUUGAAUCCUUCUGGGCUGCCAUAGCAGAGGAAGAUGAACAACAAUUAUUCAGUGAUACAGUCAAUAAAACCCUCACAGAAUGUCUGUGCUUAAUUGAGAAGGGUUGCUCAACUGAUAAAAUACAUUCCACUUUGGAAGAAUUAAUUCUGAGUGUUCCGGAAGCGAAAAAACUCGCCAAGUAUUGGGUGUGUCGGAUGCAUCUCGAGCAAUUGGGCACCCUUGAAAAGGUCAUGGCUGUCUAUGAGGAAGCAAUUUUAGCAGGAGCACAGCCUAAGGAUGAGUUACGUAAUGCAUUAACGGAUGUCCUGAAGGAUAUAAAAAAUAUACCCAAAUCUGAUGGGGAAUGUAAAAAGAAAGAAACGAUUCCAAGCUGCACUGUAGAAGCUAAUUUCAAUGAGGAGAAGGUAGACGUCCAGCCAUAUAACAACAAAGAGGCUUCCCUGACAGAAGAAUGUUCGAAGCCUGAACAAGAGAGCGUUGUGGGCAACGAAGAGCAAAGUCAGACACCUGCAGCAUGUAAAAAAGAACAGAAUGUUACUGAGUCACAGAAAAAUGGAGUUUUGGAGUUUAAAACUCCUGAAAAUAACGUGGGGUCCUACUUGAUUAAGUAUAAUGUAUCAACUACUCCCUCCUUGGAAAGUAUGAAGAAAAAACUGCAGUGUGAAAAUAGCAGCUCUGCUGUUAUGGAUCUGAAACUUCUGACCCCAGUGAGACGUUCCCGGCGCCUACAAAAGAAGGUGUGCAAGUUGCCAGAGAUGUUGAAAGACCACAACCCUUGUGUUUCUUCACUGGAACAGCUUGGAGAACUGGGAGAUGAAGCUGUUGCCUUUGUCUAUAGACCAAACAGUGCACUACACAAAGUCUUGGAAGGGCAAGACAAUGUGACCUUAUAGAAUGCUUGCAAUCCUGUAUUGGUCUUGUCCCUUUUAAUAUUUUAUAAAUAGUUUGUAUUAAAUAUUUGUGUGUGUUUUUUUAACUGUCUAACUUGCGGCCAGGAGGACAUAUUCAUAGGAUAAGAUGUUUAACUCUAUGAAAUAGAGAAAGUUACAAAAUAAUUUGAUAAGAUUGAUUAAAAUAAUAAAGAAUAUUGAGGUUCUAUGGUAACUAAUAUCUUUUAUUUAAAGAAACUAA
Messenger RNA from Eublepharis macularius, 2212 nucleotides. It is a transcript of the gene CKAP2, whose product is annotated as cytoskeleton associated protein 2. Lineage: Eukaryota; Metazoa; Chordata; Lepidosauria; Squamata; Eublepharidae. Gene Ontology annotation, biological process: negative regulation of microtubule depolymerization. The record is from RefSeq and is a predicted model, not a curated record. Gene Ontology annotation, cellular component: microtubule cytoskeleton. The transcript has 9 exons. The coding region runs from base 112 to 1974 and encodes 620 amino acids.